GAUCUGUGUCCUGCUGUUUGAGGCUAUAAAAAGAUGAGAGGAUGGGGAACAGCAGCAGCAGAAGAGCAGCGACAAACUGGACAGACAAAUCCGGCGAGACCGACGCCAAACACAGACAUAGUAGCCUCCGGGUCUGGGAACCUGACCUCACCGCCAAGAUGUGCAAAGGACUCGCUGGGGUCACCUCCUUCCCCGCCACCUGCCUGAAAAGCGCCAAAGACAUGAAGCAUCGACUGGGAUUUCUCCUGCAGAAAACCGACGGCUGUGAUGGCAGCGCGUACGUGAAGAAAGACAAACCUGGCUGUCAGAGGCUUACUCAAGAAGAGCUGAAGAAAUGGGCCGAGAGCUUGGAAAAUCUGAUUAACAAUGAAUGUGGCAUAGUGGCUUUUAGAUCCUUCCUUCAGUCGGAGUACAGCGAAGAAAACCUUGAUUUUUGGCUGGCGUGUGAGAAUUACAAGAAGACAAAAUCGACGGCCAAACUUUCCAGCAAAGCCCAAAAAAUCUACGAGGACUUCAUUUCUGUGGAGGCUUCCAGAGAAGUCAACCUGGAUUCCACCACCCGAGAAGACACGAACAAGAACAUCCUUCACCCAACACAUUCUUCUUUCGACCAGGCCCAGCACAAGAUCUACAUCCUAAUGGAGAAGGAUUCCUACCGCCGCUUCCUCAAGUCACAUUUCUACCUGGACCUUGUCCAAUUGACCCCUGGUGGGAGCAGCAAGAAGAUGAAGGGUCUUAGCGGAGACAGCAACCCCUUCAUCCCUCAGUGCGCCUAAGACACGGACUGCAUGGUGGCAGCUAAGGACUGAUCGUCUAUGUGCUCCUAUCUAUACUCUACCACGGCUCAGACCCGGACCUGAGCUCCUCUUAUUUAUUAGACGUGUGUGUCUUGCAUGCAUUUCUGUUUUAUCGGGGGACGAGCGGGAAGAAUAAUUCCGACCCGUGUGACGUUGUACAGACUAGGGACUCACCGGUAAAUGGGUUAAGCAUGUCUAACACGAUACUCUCAGGUGACAGAUUGAAGGUUCCUUCAUUACGAAGGAUCUAUCUUCUACCAGACGAGGCGCGCGAGGUCCGCGCGAGAUCCCGGACAGAACGUAGAGACAACUAUCUUUAAGAUCAAGGGCCGUGUGAAAGUCACGCUCAAGUUUCUCUAACCCAGGGAAGCCGAUAGACAGCAACGUUUAGUCGUUGCGUCGACAGUGUCACAUGUUCAUUGACGGAGGCUAGAAACUACUGAGUGAAGCUUUUAUUUUAUUACAGAUAUUUAUUUUGACGAUGCUGUUUUUAAGUGCAUUUUAAGCCUUUUUGUUAUUGUUGAUGUUUUUGUUUUGCUGUUUAUAAUUUAUUAUUGUUGUUGAGCGGAAGAGAACGGUUGCAUCGGACUCUCUCGUUGAUCAAACACCUUGUCAGUGAACAAUGGAGAGGGAUACGAGCAGGACUAGGGUGGCGGGGACUUGUGUCAACUAUUGGCAGGGGACAGUCCUAGAAUUCAGUGUUCCGAGCAUGUAUCCGUGCACGUUUGGGAUCUCAUACAACCAGUAUGCGAUGCCGAAUAAGUUUCCAUGUAAAUAGUGUCAGAGAUGAUGACAUCCUGGGAGGCGCUGUCCCGGUACGGACACGCCGGACUGGCGAUGAGUAUACGCUCAGGUGCUUGUAAGGAGAGGAAGGAAGAUCUCAGGGUCUAUUCACACGGCGGAAUUCCUCUGGUAAUUCUUCUUGCAGCAGGCAGAGUGGUGCCCCAGUCAAGAGGGCACUUUAGGCAGCUGCCUAUUUUGCCUAAAGGCAGAACCGGCCCUGAGCAUCAACCCCAUUAAAGUGGUACUCCAGUGAAUAACUUUAUUUAUUUAUUUAUUUAUUUAUUUUUUUAAAUCAACUGGUGCCAGAAAGUUAAACAGAUUUGUAAAUUACUUCUAUUAAAAAAUCUUAAUCC
This is a messenger RNA of Hyla sarda, 1933 nucleotides long. It is a transcript of the gene RGS4, whose product is annotated as regulator of G protein signaling 4. The record is from RefSeq and is a predicted model, not a curated record. Bases 42 to 776 code for a protein of 244 amino acids. The transcript is spliced from 5 exons. Lineage: Eukaryota; Metazoa; Chordata; Amphibia; Anura; Hylidae.